Cuscuta epithymum is the source of this 1867-nucleotide messenger RNA. Lineage: Eukaryota; Viridiplantae; Streptophyta; Magnoliopsida; Solanales; Convolvulaceae. The record is from the annotation of a GenBank genome assembly.
GCCUUAGACCCGCGUUUCAUUCACACCAAGAAAACGAUGAGUUGCAGUCGCAUAUACUUCAUAUAUAUAUAAAUACGUAUAUAUAUAUAUGUGUACACAAAUUUCAACCCAUCGUUUUAGCCAUAACCAAGCCCCUAAAACACCUCUGAGAUCUUCCCCUGUCUGAGAGGAGUCCAACGGAAGAAGAAUCAUUGAAAACGAUCGUGAAACGACGGAGAACGGGCUUGCCGGAGUUCCGUCGGGCUAACCGUAAAAACGGAAAACGGAGAAGACGGAGGAGCUGCCGCUGCCGCCAACCCAUCAGUGACCUUCGCCGUCCCCAAAAGAGUCUUCUACCACCACCGUAUCACGAAUCCGUCGAAGUAACUUUCCUUCCCCUGCACAUCUCGUUCCGUCAAACUUACGAGGAAGAAGAACAAUGCUUUGUUUUAAAAGGUGAAUACUUAGAGACCGGAAUAGAAGAAGAGAAAUAGGAGCAUUGGAUUUGAGAAUCAUGCCGCCAAGGAGAGACCCCCAUGCAACCCCAACUGUCCAGGAGCUGGCCCAAACUGUCCAGCAAAUGGCACAGCUCAUCGGAGCGGCUCAACCCCAGAACCAUGGGAUUGACUACGCAACAAGAGUAGCCGGGCGAAACCCUCCAAAAUACAUGGGCGAGGAGGACCAUCUUAUCCUGGAGGACUGGAUUCGCACUUUUGACAAGCUCUUUGACUCACUCAAUUGUCCGAUGGAGCAACGAGUAAACAUUGCGGUGUACUAUCUGCACCAAGAAGCAGACCACUGGUGGGCCGCCAACGGACCAGCACUUCUCGAGCAACCCGACUUUGACUGGGAGGACUUCAUAGUAGCGCUGCGUGAUCGCUUCUACCCGGAUCACGUAAAAGAGGCAAAUUAUGAUGAAUUUGUCAAUUUCAAGCAAGGUGACCUGACUGUUCAGGAAUAUCACACGAAGUUCGUCCAACUGGCCCGUUUUGCGAAAGACCUGGUGUCGACAGAGGCCAGCAUGACCCGCAGAUUUGUUAACGGACUUAAUUACGGAGCCCAAAAGUUCGUAACUGUAGCAGAACCACGGAACAUGAACGAGGCAUAUAGGAAGGCUGGUAAGUACUACCUGGUACACCAGAAAGAAAGAGAGGCACAGAAGAGAGACCGGAAGAAUGCUGACAUGGAACAACAGCAAAAGAAAGCCCGAACCGACCGCCCUGAGCAAAGGCAAAACAAUCAAGGCAGUAGAACCUUCCAAUGCCAGGGUCAGGGGAGAAACCAGCCAACUCAGGCACGGUACUACAAAUGCAAACUAUGCCCAAACAACCAUCCUGGGAAGGAUUGUGCGGGGAAUGCGGUGAAGUGUUACAACUGUAACCUCAUGGGGCAUAGGGCAUACGAGUGUCGGAAACCCCCGAGCCAGAGUCAAAACCAGGGGAAUAAUCAAACCGGGGGUGGGGAUAAUCACAACUGUGGUAAUCCCGGUAACCGCCCAGCAGAGGCCAAUCGUAAUCAAGGCCAGGGAGGGCAGAACAACACCCAGGGCCGGAUUUAUGUCAUGAACCAGGCUCAAGCAAAUGCCCACGACGUGGUGUCAGGUGAAUACUUAGAGACCGGAAUAGAAGAAGAGAAAUAGGAGCAUUGGAUUUGAGGUGAUGAUGGUUAUAUUGACUGCUGAAUGCAUGUACCUGAGAGCGAGUUAGAAGUUGCAUUAGUCAAAUUUAGUCUUCAAAUAAACAUCUAUUUAUUUAGUUUUAUUGUUUUAGCUGCCUGUGCAUCCGGUCGAGAGAUGACCGGAUGUGGCGGUGACACCCAUUUCCCUAUUUAGACUUCCGCUGUACUCUUUAAAUUUUAUUAUCAAUAAAUAAAAGUUUUAUUUUAAUCA